UCCUUUUUAUUUUGAUGUUUAGCUCACAUAAUAUACUUUAAAUGUGUGGAUUAAAGUGUCUGUAAUAGAAUAAUCGUGUAAAAACGAAUGUAGACAUGAAUAAUUGGAUUUCUAUAGCUUCCAAAACAUUUAUACUUGAGGAGAUGGCUGCGCUGUGGCUUCAAAACAGCGCCCUCUUAGUCAUCCAGGGUUUAUAGACAUGAUUGGUUUGUUAUCCAGGGUUUAUAGACAUGAUUGGUCUAGACCCAGACAAGGCUAGAAUUUAGAACGAGCGAUCUCUGCUGUGAUUAGCUCGUUGUAGUCCGAAGAGCACGCCUAUUUUUUACUUCAAACAGCGGCGCCGGUUGGUUGCUAGAAUGUUUAUGUUUAAGCUGAGCCACCGGUAAUCUAGCUAGCAUGUAAAUACAACUAGGUAACGUUUUCACCGGCUAUAUUAACGUUUCAAUUACAUAGCUAUAGCAAAUUCGUCCACUUUAAAUAAGAAGACAUAACGCCCGGAUCAGGAUGAACAUGUCAGCUGAGGGAAGGACCCUCCUCUCAACUAUGUUACCAGGGAAGAAACCUAUGCCCUCGAAGGCUGCUAAACAUAACUCACUAACAGUGGCAUCGAAGAUAAAGACCAAGAUUCUCAACACAUCCUCGUUCUUCAAGGUCUCCCUGAAGACUAACAACAAGGCUCUGGCUCUGGCCUUGGUGGCUCAGAGGGAGAGAAGCAGACAGCUUGAAGUGGAAACUGUGCACCUACGGAAACAAUUGGAGUCUCUGAAUUUUGACCUGGCUAUUCGCAGAUUCAAGCACAACCAACUGAUUCUAAUCUUGAAAGACCUUCAACGCAACACUUUGGAUAACUUGGAAAGGGCUGUGGACCUCUUCUCUGAUGAAAAUGGAAGGGAAGUUGGAGAAUCUCAUUUUGAAUGGGAGUCCCACCAUUACCACGGUAACGGCUCCCGCCCCUUAAAGGGGCAGCUGAAGGUUUUUGUCUCACAAGAUGACCCUGAAGUAUCUGAAGACCAUAAUAAGCCACCCCCCGAUAAAAAAGAGAAAAAUGGUCAGAUGGAGAGGGUAGCGGUUCCGAUACCUCUUAUCAUAGCAGAGCAGUCCAGGGAUUUGGUGUCCCCCUCAAAACAGACCAGCACGAGCCAAGAGGUUGUAGUAAAUGACAGAAGAACCACGUCCACAAAUCCUUUUGGGACCCAAAGUAGAUCAUCAGAGUCCACUGCCAGUAAAGACAGCAUUAAUAAGAUGGAGCAGCAGGUGGACAAUACUUUGAAAUCGACCAAAAAGAGAACAUCCCGACAAUCCAGUAGCCUAAAAGAUGAGGUGGAAAAGUGGUCAAAGAUUUAUUCUGACACUGGACUUGACCCUAUCCCAGCAGUCUUGCCUUCUGUUGUCUCCACAACGAAUAUUCUACAGCCCUCUGGUACUGAUAAAGUUGUGCAUCAUCCAAACAGCUUAAAGAUGGAGACCACAUUGGCGCUUGCAAUAAAGACCACUGUUGGGGAAGCAGAGAAGACCACCAUCAAUGACACAGAGAUGGAGAUAACUAUUGGGGACAGCGCUGCUGAAAUCGUUACAGUGGAGACCAAGCCCAAGAAAGCUGGUGGACCGAAGAAACUGAAGGUGCCAAAGACAAAAAUCCCUUCUCUAUUAGUGAAGGUUGGAAAUAAGAACAGUGGGCCAACACGUGUUGUUGAUAAUCUAGAGGUGAAGAGCUCUGCCGUAAACGUGGAGCUGCCGACAGCGAUACAAAAGGUGUUUUCCACAACAUCACUACACACAGACAACCCUACAGCGGAGGGUGUGGAUGUAGAACACAGAGAAGAGGACUUCAUAGAGAACUCAGCCAGUGAGAUAGAAUCCCUUGUUGCCCGCAGAAAGACUUAUGUCACCUCUCGCAUCACCAAACACAAAAAACCUACCCGAGAAUCCCAUAAAACAACACAAGAUUUUCCAAAACCGUCUGACCCAAGAAAAACUUUUGUAGUGCCUCUCCAAUCCAAAUCCCAUCGAAGUGUCUCACCUGACCCGUUUGAAGAUGACUUUUUUGAUGACCCUGAAGCUCAGAAGUCUCUAUCUAAACUAACCGGGGCAAACCCAUUGGUCAUAGAUGACAAAGUCACUAAAACUAAAGGUCACAAGACUUUUAUGAUUUCUAAUUUUGUGAUUUCUAAUGAGCCUACAUCUAGAAAGGGCCAGAAGAAAUCCAAAGAACGCAGGAAGACUAAAGCACAGCCUGUCAUGGUGGACCAUGAAUUACACAUUGAAGCAGAAAAGGAUCGAUUCCUUCUGCCUCAAUCUCUCAUUGAAGAGGAGUCUCAUUCUCCUGAAGCGUGCACAGCCUAUGUAGACAUGGAUGCCACCCUGCAUGAAUACAGGGAAUCACACAGCUCUUCCAGUGCUUCCCGACCUCGGUCCACAACACGGAGCAGUAAGAGACCCACCAGAGUGAAAGGCAGAGGGACGUUUGUGGUCUCGGUGAACAGGGACAGCUCCUCGAUGAACAGUACAAUAUUAGAUGAUGCUUGGGCCGAAAAGCUGGCGUGUACUCCUACUACACGGUAUAACUCUGUUGCAGAAGAAGAGAAAGAAAUUGUCAGGGAAGAAUGCAUAGAGGAGCAUCUGACUGGACCUCUCCCAGAUCACUGUCUAGCUGCUGGGCGCAAGGCUACAGACUCGGUGGUUGAAGAAACUCAUGCCUCCUCUAAACGUCCAUGGCUUGCUACCCAGGAAUCUGCAAGGAAUUCAGAGGGCCAAGAAAGCUUAUGUGUUGAGGAAGAAAUGCCCCCAUGGGAGAUCAGUGACCCCAUUUCAGUUGCUGCAGAGCAAAAGCCCAAGAAAGCCAGGAGAGUGGAGACUGCAAAAUCAAGGAUGAAGACUGAUUCACAGAAGGGUUACUGUCUUGCCCCUGUGAAGGAAAGGAAAAAAAAGACUAAAAGUAGCACCGCUAAAGGAUUGGCGCCUGGGGGUGCAGGUUAUAUUUUGUCUAGUGAGACUCUGGAUAGCCAGAGUAGUAUAGGUGUACGCACUGCAGCACAAAAUGCAGAAGUACAGCCUGUGGCGGAUCCCAAAGUUUUUCAAGUCAUCACACACUCUGCCACCGCUGAGGAGAGCUGUGAAACUCAUGAACGUUUGUCUUCACUUGAGGUCCUGAGUCCAGACUUCAACGUCAGCAGCUUCAAGCCCCGGUCCAACCAUGGCCCUAAACCGAGAUGUAGAGCCACUUUUGUCAUACCCAAUAGUUUUACCGAUUCCACCAGAAACAGGAGGAACCACAUUGUUCCUGACUCCUUGUCCCAGGAUGAUGGUGACACAAACACCAGGACAUCUAAUGUAUCAUUAUCAACUGUUGAGACCAACACAGAAAUUCCUGACAGUGGUGAGGGAGUACGUCAGAGCCUGAGGGAGCUGCUCAUGGACGAGAGGCCUCCAUGGGAGUCCUCCGUGGAUGUCAGCUGUUCAAAUGAGACUGGAUUUGACACUCCAGCCUCAAGCCCUAAAAGGGUUGCUUCUUCUGCUCACAAGGUUGCUGUAUAUAAAGAGCCGGCUGAGGUUAUGGCUGAAAGAUCUCCAGAAAGAGCCCUGAAGCCACUAACCAACACCAACUGGAUGGAUAAUGAAGACACAGGACGGGCCAGGCGACGGGGAGCUGCUGUUAGCUACAAGUUGCCAGCCAUCAACUGCAAAAUGAGACGUGGAGAUAAGUUCUCAGACACCAAGUACCUGAGUUCUCCCAUUUUUAAAGCGAAGAAGAAGAAAAGACGACAACAGAAGAACACACAUGAACCUGACAGUUUGGAGAACAUUGACUUUAUUGACUUUAUUCUGUGACAUCUAAUUAAUUGACUUUAUUCUGUGACAUCUAAUUUCAUUCUUAUACGUAUUUCCAAUGCUUUUAUUGCUUUUCCCUUUGUUUUAAUAUAAGUUUACAAAUAAAAUGUCAAUACAUUUUAAGUUGAAAAUCUUUUUGUUAAUUUAGCACCCACUUUAUUAGUCAUGAAGGAAUAAAUAAUUGAAUAAGCCUGUAAGAAAUACCACAUUUUUUGUUUUGUGACUGUAACAGAUAUGUGAUAAAGCCAUACAUUAUCUGGAUGGUGCACUCAGCCACCUAAGGAUGAGUUGAACACCCUUAUGCAAUAGCUAGUUGCCUCUAAUAGUAUAUUUUAAAGUUGUUGCAAUAUGAUUAGACGGAGCAUGUUGCAAAACAACUUUAAUUAUACCCUUUGGGGCAACUAGCUAUUCCGUAAGGGUGUUCAACUCAUCCUUAGGUGGCUGACUGCACCAUCUAGCUAAUCUAUGGCUGGAUCACAUCAUGGUUAAGUGCCGACCAACGCACCUCCUUAUGUUUCUAAAAUAAUCUGGACCUGUAUUGUUUGAGUGAUUGACUGGAGGCCCUGUGUGAAUUAUUCAGAGUAGGCUGUUCACUUAGGAGGCUGUGGUUGUCUUUCUGCUCCCCUCGGUCUCUACUGUACACAGCCUUUACACAGGCAGGUGUCCCCUGAAACGGCUACUGUUUGCAGUGUGUCUUUUGGUUGGUUUAUUUACAUGAAACACAUUUGUGAUUUUGUGCUACGCUGACAUUUGGAGUAGUACUGCAGUUUUUGGGUGUAACCAUUGCUGAUAAUUCUGCAUUGUGUGGUAAGUACAGAUUGCUUAACACCAUGAAUGUGUUUCUCUGUAUUAAAAAUAUGACCAACCAAUGUUA
This is a messenger RNA of Salmo salar (Atlantic salmon), 4702 nucleotides long. It is a transcript of the gene sgo2, whose product is annotated as shugoshin 2. Gene Ontology annotation, biological process: meiotic chromosome segregation; meiotic sister chromatid cohesion. NCBI's taxonomy places the organism in Eukaryota, Metazoa, Chordata, Actinopteri, Salmoniformes, Salmonidae. The record is from RefSeq and is a predicted model, not a curated record. Gene Ontology annotation, cellular component: kinetochore; chromosome, centromeric region; nucleus.